Molecule: messenger RNA, 1083 nt
Organism: Oreochromis aureus
Lineage: Eukaryota; Metazoa; Chordata; Actinopteri; Cichliformes; Cichlidae
Gene: tma7
Product: translation machinery associated 7 homolog
Exons: 4
Coding region: 132-326 (64 amino acids)
Source: RefSeq, a predicted model, not a curated record
UUUGAGACAGGCAACAAGCAGGCAUUCUAUUUCCGGUUCACCGGGGUCCUAACAGCGCGGAUUAGCGAGAAGUACCAGUUGUAUUCGCAGCAAACUUUAUUUUCCUUUAAAUUAUAUACCAAGCUGUAAACAUGUCUGGAAGAGAAGGAGGUAAGAAGAAACCACUGAAGGCCCCCAAGAAACAGAACAAGGACGUGGAUGAUGAUGAUGUAGCCUUCAAGCAGAAGCAGAAGGAAGAACAGAAGGCCCUGGAGGCGUUGAAGGCCAAAGCAUCAGGAAAAGGACCUUUAACUGGAGGUGGCAUCAAGAAAUCUGGGAAGAAGUAAAACCUGAGCUGCUGAUUUUUUUUUGUUUUUUUUGUUUGCUCCCGGUCUUGCUUCCUUCGUCUUUUUGCUGAAAGACUACAGUUUGUUUUGCUCUGUAAAAAAAUAAACAGCAUCAAACUCAAAACCUGCUUGGGUGCUCAACCUUCAGUGGGGCAGUACAGGGAAUAAAUUUAACAAUGUUAGGUUUUCAAGGACAAUGGCCCUCCAACUGUGAUGUUUCACUCAUACACACAGAUCAGCCACAAAUCAUUAUUGUGUGGAAGCAUUGGCAGUGGAUCUCAUUCUGCCCAUUGAGCCUGCUCAGAUUGGGUCUUGGUAUUUUUGGAGGCCAGGCCAACACCUUUGUAUUUCCUAAGCAGUUUUUGCUUUGUGUAUAGUUCAGCGUCCUGCUGGAGGAGGCUGCUGCCAUGCACCAAUGUUUAGGUAGGCGAUGACAUCGUGUUCUAAUGUUGUGGCUGAUCAGUGUAUAUUGACCAAGAUCUUUAAACCUAGUAUAGAAAUGAAGGCCUGCAGCUUAAGAUGUAGGAGGAGUGUAAAGCUAAUGUCCACUGCAUUUUGUCUCCAUGUGAAACUGUCAAACACAAACCAGCCCAAGUCCAUGAUUUUUGCUAUCUUGUAAAGAGGGAGAUGCCAAUAAAGUUUUUUUUUUUUUUAUUAUUAUUUCUUGUUAUGGUUUGUUCUGUUUUUUUAAUUUGGUAAGAAAUCACUUAAAGCUCAAUUAUCAGGCUGUGUUUAAAUUAAAGUAAUUAAAACAGUA